AACCACUGUCUAACAGAACCAAACAACAAUGGGCAGGAAGCACAACGGCCGCGGAGGCCAGGCCGGCAAGCACAAUGACCGCAGGAACCGCCAGAAGCCGCAGCGCAGCGGCGCCAACGACUGGAACAACAUCACGCCCGAGAACAUGCAGAACACCAACUUUGAGGAGUAUUACAAGGCGCAGAACAUUGUGCCCGAGGACGAGUGGGACAGCUUCAUCAACAUCCUCAAGGACGAGCUCCCGACCACCUUCCGCGUGACGGGCUCGCGCGCCCACUCGUCGGUGAUCAACAGCCUUAUCAAGGACACGUACGUCCCCUCGAUGCAGGACUGCGAGGUCGACGGCGUCAAGUACGACCCGCCGCAGGCGAUCGGCUGGUACCCCGAGGGCCUGGCAUGGGAGCUCUCGGCCCCCAAGCGCAUUGUCCGCAAGCAGCCCGCCUUCAAGUCGUUCCAGCGCUUCUUAGUCGGCGAGACUGAGGUUGGCAACCUCAGCCGACAGGAGGCCGUCUCGAUGAUCCCUCCCCUCCUCAUGGACGUCGAGCCGCACCACCGCUGCCUCGACAUGUGCGCUGCCCCUGGAUCCAAGACUGCCCAGAUCAUCGAGGCGCUCAACCCCCACCACACCGAGUCGACCGGCAUGCUCAUCGCCAACGACGCCGACUACAAGCGCACCCACAUGCUCGUGCACCAGACCGGCCGCAUGCCCUCCAAGGGUCUGGUCGUCACCAACUUUGACGCCACCAUGUUCCCCAACAUCAGCCUGGGCAACGGCGAGACCCUCAAGUUUGACAGGAUAUUGGGCGAUGUUCCCUGCUCUGGAGACGGCACCAUGCGCAAGAACCGCGAGAUCUGGCGCAAGUGGUCGCCGAUGGACGGCAAUAGCCUCCACAUUGUCCAGCUCCGCAUCCUCGACCGCGCCAUGAACAUGCUCAAGCCUGGCGGACGCCUCGUCUACUCGACCUGCUCGUUCAACCCUGCCGAGAACGAGGCCGUUGUCGCUGCUGCGCUCAACGCUCACCCUGGCGAGUUCUCGAUUGUCGACGUCUCGGACAAGCUCCCCAACCUCAAGCGCCGCCCCGGUAUCACGACCUGGAAGGUUGCCAGCCACCCCGACGGCAAGAACAUCUACCACGAGACGUACGAGGCUUACCGCGCCGCUGUCGAGGCUGGCGAGGAGCGCGACAAGGACAAGGACAAGGGCAUUCCCAAGACGGUCUGGCCCCCUGCCAACGCCACCGAGCUUGGCCUCGAGCGCUCGCUGCGUCUCCUCCCCCACGACCAGAACACUGGCGGUUUCUUCGUCUGCGUUCUCGAGAAGAAGAUCACUCCGGAUGUCGUCGCCCCUGACGCUGUCCGCGUCAACAUUGACGAGCUCCCCGAGGCUGAGGAGGGUGUUGAGGCUAUUGACGACAAGGGUGCGCUCUCUUUAAAGCGCCAGUUAUCCCCCAGCGUCGAGGCUGCCGAGGUUGCGGCCAAGAAGGCCAAGGUCGAGGCCGGCACUGCCACCAAGCGCGAGAAGCGUGACCUUGCUUUCCGCGAGGACCCCUUCUCGUUUGUCGACCCCAACCACACCGAGGUGGAGAGCAUUGUCCAGUGGUUCCAGCUCAAGGACUCGUUCCCCCGUGACAAGCUCUUAGUCCGCAACGAGUACGGCAACCCGUUACGCACCAUGUACAUCGUGAACGACGUCGUCAAGGCCGUCAUCAGCAACAACGACUACACCCGUUUGCGUAUGAUCUCGGCUGGCGUCAAGGCGUUUGUGCGCCAGGACAGCCAGAAGCGCGACGAGAUUGGCUGCAAGUGGCGUGUGUCCUCGGCCGGCAUCCUCGAGGUGCUUCAGGACGUGCCCGCCGAGAAGGUCCACACGAUCGACCUUGAGGCGUUCCGCACCCUUGAGGAGGAGAUGUACCCACCUAUUGACAAGUUCACUGGUGCCUUCAAGGAGCUGCUGGACAAUGCCGAGGUUGGCAACCUGUUGAUCAAGGUUGAGGCCGGUGAGGGUGCUGGCGGCAAGCUUGACCUGCCAAUGUACUUGCCUGUGUGGAAGGCCAAGAACUCGAUGUCGCUUCUUAUCGACAAGCGGGAGAAGAGUGUGCUUUCCGAGCGUGUCUUCGGUUCCGACAUUUGCAAGCCUGCGCCUCCCAGGAAGGAGAAUGUCGGCGGCACCGACACGCCUGAUGUGCUGGCGACUGAGCGCAACACGCCGCUGUUUACUGAGGGCGAUGAAGACGCCGAGGGCGAGGAGGUGGAUGAGGAGGUGGGAGCGGACGACGAGGAGGCGGCGCUGAAUGCUUAGCUGUGAGGCAAGACGCGGGCGUGUCUAGACGCCGGCUACUUACACAGAUAGCGCGCUUCUUGUUGCGCCUUGAUAGAACUGCAACGAUUGUACGGCACUGUAGAGGUAUCAUGUCAUGGGUC
Molecule: messenger RNA, 2421 nt
Organism: Vanrija pseudolonga
Lineage: Eukaryota; Fungi; Basidiomycota; Tremellomycetes; Trichosporonales; Trichosporonaceae
Gene: trm4b
Product: Multisite-specific tRNA:(cytosine-C(5))-methyltransferase trm4b
Exons: 10
Coding region: 29-2299 (756 amino acids)
Biological process (GO): tRNA methylation
Cellular component (GO): cytoplasm; nucleus
Molecular function (GO): tRNA (cytidine-N5)-methyltransferase activity; tRNA binding
Source: RefSeq, a predicted model, not a curated record